UCCAACAGAACACCGGCAAUGACGCAAUACGACCAUUUCCGGCAAACGAAGUAUCCUUAGCGUCCAUCCGGGGAAUAAUAUUAAAGGGACACCGCUAUGAACAGGCGUAUAAUCUUUUUUCUUUUUUCUUUUUUUAAGCUGCUGGCUAACCAAAUAGCGUUGUCUUCUGGUUUAUUGCCUUGAUACAUUACAUUUAUUAUUAUUUAUUAAAUUACUUUAUCUUUUUUUUAACUCUUGUUUCAUGCUCCUCCCUCGCGCCUGGCCUUGAGAAGCUCCACGACGAUUGGGUAUUUUUUGUCCACAUAAAGCCGCCAGGAAUCGUAGGCGCGCCAAUUUCAACUGCAUUUCCUAGCGGACGCGUUACUGACAAGAAUUGUUUUACUUUGUUUAUUUCUUUAUUUUGGGAUCGCUCGCACUACAGUUAACAAAUGGACUGCGUGAAUUUCCCCAAAGUUCUCCCGAACUCACCGAGGAAAGCUCGAGGACAAAUUCAGGUUAUCUUUGGGCCCAUGUUUUCAGGAAAAAGCACUGAACUGAUGAGAAGAGUGCGGCGUUUUCAGAUAGCCCAGUAUGUCUGCCUGGUGAUUAAAUAUGCAAAAGACACACGCUAUUCUGACAAGGGCAUGGCUACACAUGAUAAGAACACAAUGGAAGCCGUACCUGCCAACUGUCUACGAGAUGUAAGAAACCUGGCACUGAAAGCCUGCGUUAUUGGGAUUGAUGAAGGACAGUUUUUUCCAGAUACAGUGGAAUUUUGUGAGGAGAUGGCCAAUGUAGGAAAAACUGUUAUUAUAGCUGCACUGGAUGGAACUUUCCAGAGGAAGCCAUUUGGAAACAUCCUGAACCUUGUGCCACUGGCAGAGAGUGUGGUGAAGCUUAAUGCAGUCUGCAUGCAGUGUUAUAAAGAAGCUGCAUAUACCAAGAGACUUGGUGCGGAGAAAGAGGUGGAAGUGAUAGGUGGAGCAGACAAAUAUCAGGCUGUAUGUAGAAAAUGUUAUGGUGGUCUGAUGGAGGAGAAAGAAAAUUACUUUUUCAAGAAUGAGACUCCACAACAAAUCCCCGUGGGAACGCAUCUUGACAGUGGAGUACCCAGGAAACUUUUCUCUUCCAUACAUCUGUGAAUAUAAUCACUUUACAAGACAUUCAGUUGUCAUUUUCUAAGUGUAAGUUGUGUGCAUUAGU
Molecule: messenger RNA, 1182 nt
Organism: Cynoglossus semilaevis (tongue sole)
Lineage: Eukaryota; Metazoa; Chordata; Actinopteri; Pleuronectiformes; Cynoglossidae
Gene: tk1
Product: thymidine kinase 1, soluble
Exons: 7
Coding region: 429-1121 (230 amino acids)
Biological process (GO): thymidine metabolic process
Molecular function (GO): thymidine kinase activity; ATP binding
Source: RefSeq, a predicted model, not a curated record